UAAAGAAGAAGGACGACACAGCGAUAUCUUACGAAACUAGGGUUUUUUGAAGCUAGUGUUCUUGACGCCUACUGCGUAUCACUUUGCAUCACUGCAAUGAUUUACGACGUAAACUCACCCCUCUUCCGAUCCUUCCUCAGCCAGAAAGGCGGGGCAGCUGAUAAGAGGAAAACUGAAGAGCAAAAGCCCAAGGAGCAGAAACCAAAAGCCAGUGAGAACAAGCCAGUAAUGAAUGAGUGACAGGAUUAGUUGCGCAGAUGUAGACAUUACUAUAUAUCUGGGAUGAGCCUUGUAGAGAACAACAUGUAGGUUAUGGAGACUAUUUGAACUUUCUUCAAGCAAAAAUGCUGUUCCGGAUAUGGUAAAGAAUCGUUAUGAUUAUGAUUCAACAAUGUGGGGGAAACCCCGUUUUGGAACUUGUAAUCGAUUUUCCUCCGAUUGAAGUAUGAGCUUUAGUUUCUAA
Macadamia integrifolia is the source of this 463-nucleotide messenger RNA. Its product is annotated as wound-induced basic protein. NCBI's taxonomy places the organism in Eukaryota, Viridiplantae, Streptophyta, Magnoliopsida, Proteales, Proteaceae. The coding region runs from base 97 to 240 and encodes 47 amino acids. The transcript is spliced from 2 exons. The record is from RefSeq and is a predicted model, not a curated record.